AUGUCUAACGAAACUCUCAACACGGCAAGAUCUUUGGUUAAAGAAUCUCGAUACGAUGAAGCUGAACCUCUUUAUUUGCAAUUGAUUAAUCGUACUCCUCCUUCCGAUGUCAAUUCCAUUGAAGCUAUGGAUUAUAAAAAUAUUCAAGAAGCUUGUAUUCUAGAAUUGGCUCAAUUAUAUGCUGAUCAAAAGAAUUCUGCAAAAUUAAAAGAAUUUAUACCUCAAUCGACUGAACAUAUGACCUUAUUUGCCAAAUCUAAAACUGCAAAAGUUUUGAAACUUUUAAUUGAAAAAUUCCAACAAGUACCAGAUUCUCUUGAUGAUCAAAUUUCAGUCUGUGAAAACGCUAUUGAAUUUGCCAAAAGAGAAAAGAGAAUCUUUUUAAAACAUUCUUUAACGAUCAAAUUAGCUACAUUAUUAUAUUUGAAAAAAAAUUAUAUUCAGUCAUUAAAUUUAAUCGAUACAUUAUUAAAAGAAUUUAAAAAAUUAGAUGAUAAACCUUCUCUAGUAGAUGUUCAUCUAUUAGAAUCAAAAGUUUAUCAUAAAUUAAGAAAUUUACCCAAAUCUAAAGCAGCUUUGACUUCUGCAAGAACCGCAGCAAACGCUAUCUAUUGUUCCACCUCUACAAUGGCAGAAUUAGAUAUGAUGAGUGGGAUCUUGCAUUGUGAAGAUAAAGAUUAUAAAACCGCCUUUUCUUAUUUUUUCGAAAGUUUCGAAAGUUUCCACAAUCUUUCCACAAUAGAUUCAUAUCAAAAUGCUUGUCAAGUAUUAAAUUAUAUGCUAUUAUCUAAAAUCAUGUUAAACUUAUUCGACGAUGUUAAUAAUAUCUUAAACGCAAAAUAUACAAAGGAAACUUAUCAAUCAAAAUCAAUAGACGCAAUGAAAUCAAUCGCAGAGGCAUUCAAUAAAAGAUCUCUUUUGGAUUUCAAUAAUUCUAUGAUUCAAUAUAAACAACAAUUAAUAAAAGACGAUUUGAUCAAAUCUCAUUUCAACGCCUUAUAUGAUACUCUAUUAGAAUCAAACUUGUGUAAAAUCAUCGAGCCUUUCGAAUGUGUAGAAAUCUCUCAUAUUUCGAAAAUGAUUGGUUUAGAUGAUCAACAAGUAGAGGGCAAAUUAUCUCAAAUGAUCUUGGAUAAAAUCUUUUACGGGGUUUUAGAUCAAGGAAAUGGUAGAUUAUACAUUUUCGAAACUCCUCAUCAAGAUGCUACUUAUGAUUCAGCAUUGGAUUUAAUUAAUCAAUUGAAUAAAGUGGUAGAUCAAUUAUAUGAAAAGGCUUCUGUAUUGAAUUGA
Messenger RNA from Henningerozyma blattae CBS 6284, 1290 nucleotides. It is a transcript of the gene RPN6, whose product is annotated as proteasome regulatory particle lid subunit RPN6. Bases 1 to 1290 code for a protein of 429 amino acids. Gene Ontology annotation, cellular component: proteasome regulatory particle, lid subcomplex. Gene Ontology annotation, molecular function: structural molecule activity; protein binding. NCBI's taxonomy places the organism in Eukaryota, Fungi, Ascomycota, Saccharomycetes, Saccharomycetales, Saccharomycetaceae. Gene Ontology annotation, biological process: ubiquitin-dependent protein catabolic process. The record is from RefSeq and is a predicted model, not a curated record. The transcript has a single exon.